CCACCUUCACAUUUAGAACUAGGCACGAUUUCAUUCAAAUAUCUAAAAGCCCAAAGUAUUCAGAAUUCUGAACCCAAACCCACACAAAAAUAGCCUCAAAGUUCAGAAACAUCUGGAACCUUCUAUCUUUCCAAUUUCCAGUGACCCCUUGUAAGAAUUGGAGCAGAAAACAAAUGGAUUAGACUGAAAACUUCCACCGAGAGUCACCGUUUAAAAAAUGGCGGUAAUCUCAUUCUCUCUCCUCCGCCACCACGCGUCACCGUAUCUAGCUCCUCCCACCACCGCCACCUUCCUCCUUCUCCGACGCCGAUUCUCUCCCCUCACCACUACAAUUGUUUGCAGAAACAUCCAUGACAAAAGCAAGCAAGCUCAAUCAAACGCGCUCAAGGCGGCGCGUGAAUUCACACGCACCAAACACACACAAUCUUCUCUUUCCUCACUCUCGAAACCUCAGAGUCUCUCUCCUAAUCAAGCCGUAGGAACUGUAGCUUCAGCUCAAGCCAACUUCAUGCGCGUUGUUGUACAAUCCACUCCUCCUCCAGAAGAAGAAGACUCUGGAGCUUCCGAGAUGGAGAAUACGCACAUUCCAGAAGGUUCUGGCGGAAUUGAGCUUCUAUGCGUGGUGAGAGCCGUGUUGAAGAAGAUUAAGCGGAGGGUUUUAGUAGGGGAUAGGGUUUUGGUAGGGUCAAUUGAUUGGGUGGAUCGCCGGGGCAUGAUAGAGAAUGUGUUUCCUCGGAAGUCGGAGAUUCCUGACCCUCCGAUUGCGAAUGCUGAUCAUUUUCUGGUGGUGUUCUCGCUGGAUCAGCCUAAGGUUGAGCCGUAUUCGUUAACUAGGUUUUUGGUUGAGGCUGAGUCUGCUGGAUUUCCUCUCACUCUUGCUCUGAACAAAUGCGAGCUCGUUCGCGAUGAGGUUCUGGUUGAGUGGAAAACUAGGCUUCGUCAGUGGGGAUACAUACCCAUAUUUUGCAGCGUUGAGUCAAAACGCGGACUUGAUUCCCUCGCAUUUUACUUGAGAGAUAGGACAACAGUGAUUGUUGGUCCAAGUGGUGUUGGGAAGUCCAGUCUGAUUAAUGCCUUGCGAAGCACUGAUCAAACCCCCACCCUUAUGGAAGACGGUAGCUUGUUUGAUCAUAUUUCAGGCAGCAAAUGGUUUGACGAGCAGCGAGUUGGAGAAGUUUCUGCUAGAAGUGGAAGAGGGAAACACACAACUCGAAACGUAUCUUUGCUACCAUUAGCUGGAGGUGGAUAUCUAGCUGAUACCCCAGGUUUCAGCCAACCUAGUCUAAUGAAGGUGACAAAACAGACCCUCGCACAGGCAUUCCCUGAGAUCCAGAAAAAACUGGAAGCAAACAAACCUAAAGGAUGCACAUUCAACAAUUGCUUGCACAUUGGUGAACCUGGAUGUGUGGUAAAUGGAGAUUGGGAGAGAUAUCCGUAUUACUUUCAACUACUGGAUGAAAUUAAAGUAAGGGAGGAAUUCCAACUAAGAACAAUGGGCACGAAGAGGGAGGGCGACGUAAGGAACAAGGUGGGAGAAAUGGGUGUGACACUAUCUGAGCCAAGACUGGAGUCAAAGAAGCACAGGAGACAAUCUCGCAAGAAAGUGAACCAGUCUUUGUUAGACGACUUGGAUGAGCUGGAUGAUGAUGAUGAUGAUGACGAAUACUUGGAAGAUAAUCCUAUAAUCCGUGCUAUGGAGCAAGAAAACUUGUAGGAUAUUGAAGAUGAAGCAUUUGAAUAGGGAGAUGAUGAUGACAUCUUACUUUGUUUAGACUGUUUUGAGGAUAUUGAAGGGGAGGAAAAGUUUUGAACCCUUGUAUUUUGCUCCUUUCUUGUAAAUAGUGAAUCACUAAAGCAAAAUACUUGUAUAGAUAAAUCUUUGGGGUCAAUUUAGUUGCUGAUUAUGUUGAAAUGAGUUACAUAUUUGAUAUUCUUGGAUUAUGUGAAUAUAUGACAUUGGCUUGUUGCCUGAAAUUUA
Messenger RNA from Spinacia oleracea (spinach), 1978 nucleotides. RefSeq names its product small ribosomal subunit biogenesis GTPase RsgA 1, mitochondrial. NCBI's taxonomy places the organism in Eukaryota, Viridiplantae, Streptophyta, Magnoliopsida, Caryophyllales, Amaranthaceae. Gene Ontology annotation, molecular function: GTP binding; GTPase activity. The transcript is spliced from 5 exons. The record is from RefSeq and is a predicted model, not a curated record. The coding region runs from base 218 to 1714 and encodes 498 amino acids.